This is a messenger RNA of Arctia plantaginis, 1062 nucleotides long. The record is from the annotation of a GenBank genome assembly. Lineage: Eukaryota; Metazoa; Arthropoda; Insecta; Lepidoptera; Erebidae.
AUGGAUGAACGCAUGAUGCACCCCACCCCGUCGUGGCUGGCGUGGUACCAGCGCAACAUAGCCCGCGCACGCGCGCCCAGCCGCGUCUCCGUCUACACCAGCGUCUACAGAGGGGAAAAGCACUUGCCGUUUGUGAAGUUCGUGAUGAAUGACGACCCCCUGCCCACCCCCCCUUUCGAGUGGCUGAAGAGGCUCAACAUCGAUCAGGAGAGAUGGCGCGCACACGUCGCAUCUGAUCUCUCUAAGGACUCAAUGGAGUACCACCAGCGCUUCCACAACUACCCGCCCGUGUCGCUAAUACUGCCGGACUCGGCGGGAGGAGAGGGCGACGCGGGGCCGGUUGGGCGGCAACCCCCCGACGGCUAUAACGCUCCGGCGUGGGGCGGCUGGGCGGCCUGCGCCGUGCUCGUGGUGCUGCUCGUGCUGAUCGUGCGCGUCACCGAGAAGUGCUUCGACAGGAGACUCUUCGGCUAUACAAGACGAGACUCACUAGAGUGGGACACACCCAAUGUCACAGCCACAAGCCUGCAACAACAGAGUCUAGACGUGUCGAAUUUGCCUCAUUUGGAUGAUUCAGAGUUCUUGACCCCGAACAACCACAAUCCAGAUCUCCCCCCACCGUACACCGAAUGCGCUCCUAAUAAAGAAACCAAAGCCCAGAAGCUGCUCCACAAGCUGGACACGGAGGAGACGCCUCCUCCUUACUCAGCCUGUGUUGUGGCAUUCUCCAAUAAAGAUUUGCCUACCGUACAUAUACACAGAGAGCAUACAAAUGAAGACCCACAAACUAGUUCUGAAAUCGAUAACGUUCAAAAUGGCCUCAUAGAAGACAGACAGAGGAUGGAGGUUGAAGCAAAUGAUUACGACGAAGCGAUGAGAUUAAAGCUAGUAUUCGACAACGGGCGUAUAGUUGAGAGGUCAAUAGACGUGGAGAGUGCUGAGAGUGUCCCGGACGUAGUUGCCCGAGUUGGAGAAACGGUCAUCGGUAAAGCUCUCGACGACAACGUACCAUGCGUCGAUGAUAAUGCUACGAGUAGUCAAGAUAAAGUUAUAUUUGUGUGA